CAGGCAUACAGCAGGCGAACGAGCGAGCAGAUCAGGCAGCGUAGCCGUCCGUCCGUCCGUUCGUUGCUAGUUCCGGCAUAGUUUCGCGACUCCGAGUUCAGCGGAAAGACGUUAAAUUCACAUUGGUGUUUGACACGUCGCGGAGGUGCGCGAAGAAGUUCGAUAUUCUAGAUAAAAAAUAAACCCAGUGUAAAGAUGGAUGAAGAAUACGACGCGAUUGUGCUCGGAACCGGGCUGAAGGAAUGCAUUCUAAGCGGAAUGCUAUCCGUUAGCGGGAAAAAGGUUUUACACGUCGAUCGCAACAAGUAUUAUGGCGGUGAAUCUGCCUCCAUAACGCCGCUCGAAGACUUAUUCAGUAAAUUCAAGGCACCUCCACCGGACGAAAGUUACGGACGAGGUAGAGAAUGGAACGUAGAUUUGAUCCCGAAAUUUUUAAUGGCCAAUGGCCUGCUGGUGAAGCUGCUGAUUCACACUGGGGUUACUCGGUACUUGGAAUUCAAAUCGGUAGAGGGUUCCUACGUCUACAAGUCGGGAAAAAUCUCCAAAGUACCUAUCGAUCAGCAGGAGGCACUGUCCAGUGAUCUUAUGGGCCUGUUUGAAAAACGACGCUUUAGAAACUUCUUGAUUUGGGUACAAAACGUACAAGAGGAUGACCCCAAGAGCUGGGACGGCUUCGAUCCGUUUUCGAACAACAUGCAAGCUCUGUACAACAAGUUCAAUCUGGACAAGAAUACGCAAGACUUUACCGGUCACGCUCUCGCUUUGUAUAGAGAUGACGAUUACAUAGUCCAGAGCGCCAUUGGUACGAUUCGAAGAAUUAAGCUGUACAGCGACAGCUUGGCUCGUUACGGGAAAUCUCCGUACCUGUAUCCCAUGUAUGGUCUGGGCGAGUUGCCCCAAGGUUUUGCUAGACUUAGUGCUAUUUAUGGAGGUACCUACAUGCUAGACAAACCCAUAGACGAAAUUGUCAUGGAAGAUGGAAAGGUAGUCGGUGUUCGAUCGGGAACCGAAGUGGCUAAAUGUAAGCAAGUAUUUUGCGAUCCAACUUAUGUGACCGACAAGGUUCGCAAAGUAGGACAAGUAAUAAGGUGCAUUUGCCUCUUGGACCAUCCCAUAUCAGGCACUGGUGAUGCUCUUUCAACACAAAUUAUCAUUCCACAGAAACAGGUAAAUCGCAACUCUGAUAUCUACGUCUCGUUGGUAUCUCACACGCAUCAAGUAGCAGCUAAAGGCUGGUUUGUCGCUAUGGUGUCAACUACAGUAGAGACGAGCAAUCCUGAAGCAGAAAUAAAGCCUGGUAUCGACUUGCUUGGAUCAAUAAAACAAAAGUUUGUAUCAGUCUCUGACUACCUGGAGCCAACCGACAACGGUCUUAACAGUCAAUUAUUCAUUUCAACGAGCUACGACGCGACAACGCAUUUCGAAACAACUUGUCUGGACGUUUUGGAUAUUUUCAAACGCGCCACAGGAGAAGAAUUCGACUUCAACAAAGUCAAGCAUGAAUUAGGUGACGAAGAUCAGUAACCAUAAUUAGCGAAUCAAUUGAUAUCCUAUGCUUGGAUUUGAUUCGAGCCUAAUCCAAAGGGUUCAACUCAUCCCGUACUAUAAGUAUCAUUAUUCUUACUUUUGUUAAGUCUAGGGUACUGCGAUGAAAACGAUGUAUAUGUAUCAUAAGUGGAAGAUG
Messenger RNA from Diprion similis, 1684 nucleotides. It is a transcript of the gene Gdi, whose product is annotated as rab GDP dissociation inhibitor beta. The transcript has 5 exons. Gene Ontology annotation, cellular component: cytoplasm. NCBI's taxonomy places the organism in Eukaryota, Metazoa, Arthropoda, Insecta, Hymenoptera, Diprionidae. Gene Ontology annotation, molecular function: Rab GDP-dissociation inhibitor activity. The record is from RefSeq and is a predicted model, not a curated record. Gene Ontology annotation, biological process: vesicle-mediated transport; protein transport; small GTPase-mediated signal transduction. Bases 196 to 1524 code for a protein of 442 amino acids.